CGGGAGGCCUUGAGGACCCCUGCGCGCUGGGACGCGCGGACUAGUAUGGCGAUGCACGCCCUCACUGGAUUCUCGCUGAUCAGCCUGCUCAGCUUUGGCUACCUGUCCUGGGACUGGACCAAACCCAGCCUGGUGGCGGACGGGCCAGUGGAGGCCGUCGCAGAGUUGUCUUCGCCGGCUCCACUCCAGCCUCCCCAUAUCAUCUUCAUCCUCACUGAUGACCAGGGCUAUCACGACGUGGGCUACCAUGGCUCAGAUAUCGAGACCCCUACGCUGGACCGGCUGGCCGCGGAGGGUGUCAAGUUGGAGAAUUAUUAUAUCCAGCCCAUCUGCACGCCUUCACGGAGCCAACUCCUCACUGGCAGGUACCAGAUCCACACAGGACUCCAGCACUCCAUCAUCCGCCCACGGCAGCCCAACUGCCUGCCCCUGGACCAGGUGACACUGCCCCAGAAGCUGCAGGAGGCAGGUUACUCCACCCACAUGGUGGGCAAGUGGCACCUGGGCUUCUACCGGAAAGAGUGCCUGCCCACCCGCCGGGGCUUCGACACCUUCCUGGGCUCCCUCACUGGCAACGUGGACUAUUAUACCUAUGACAACUGUGAUGGUCCAGGGGUGUGUGGCUUCGACCUGCAUGAAGGCGAGAGCGUGGCCUGGGGGCUCAGUGGCCAAUACUCCACUAUGCUCUAUGCCCAGCGUGCCAGCCACAUCCUGGCCAACCACAGCCCCCAAAAGCCCCUCUUCCUCUACGUGGCCUUCCAGGCAGUGCACACACCCCUGCAGUCCCCGAGGGAGUACCUGUACCGCUACCGCAACAUGGGCAAUGUGGCCCGGAGGAAGUAUGCCGCCAUGGUGACCUGCAUGGACGAGGCUGUGCGCAACAUCACCUGGGCCCUCAAGCGCUACGGCUUCUACAACAACAGCGUCAUUAUCUUCUCCAGUGACAACGGCGGCCAGACUUUUUCGGGGGGCAGCAACUGGCCGCUCCGUGGACGCAAGGGCACCUACUGGGAAGGUGGUGUGCGAGGCCUUGGCUUCGUCCACAGCCCCCUGCUUAAGAGAAAGCGAAGGACAAGCCGGGCACUGGUGCACAUCACAGACUGGUACCCGACCCUGGUGAGCCUGGCAGGAGGCAGCACCUCGGCCACUGAUGGGCUGGAUGGCUAUGACGUGUGGCCAGCCAUCAGCGAGGGCCAGGCCUCGCCGCGCACUGAGAUCCUGCACAACAUCGACCCGCUCUACAACCACGCUCGGCACGGCUCCCUGGAGGGUGGCUUUGGCAUCUGGAACACGGCUGUGCAGGCUGCCAUCCGUGUCGGGGAGUGGAAACUGCUGACGGGAGACCCUGGCUAUGGUGACUGGAUCCCACCGCAGACGCUGGCCACCUUCCCGGGCAGCUGGUGGAACUUGGAGCGGAUGUCCAGCGCCCGCCAGGCCGUGUGGCUCUUCAACAUCAGCGCUGACCCCUAUGAGCGGGAGGACCUGGCUGAGCAGCGGCCGGAUGUGGUCCGGGCCCUGCUCACUCGCCUGGUGGACUAUAACCGCACGGCCAUCCCUGUGCGCUAUCCAGCGGAGAAUCCCCGCGCCCACCCUGACUUUAAUGGGGGUGCCUGGGGGCCCUGGGCCAGUGAGGAGGAGGAAGAGGAGGAAGAAGAGGAGAGCAAGACUCAGGGCUUCUCUCGGGGUCGCCGCAAGAGAAAAUGCAAGAUUUGCAAGCUGCGGUCCUUCUUCCGCAAACUCAACACCAGGCUCAUGUCCCACCGAAUUUGA
Molecule: messenger RNA, 1770 nt
Organism: Elephantulus edwardii (Cape elephant shrew)
Lineage: Eukaryota; Metazoa; Chordata; Mammalia; Macroscelidea; Macroscelididae
Gene: ARSI
Product: arylsulfatase family, member I
Exons: 2
Coding region: 46-1770 (574 amino acids)
Source: RefSeq, a predicted model, not a curated record